This is a messenger RNA of Rattus norvegicus (Norway rat), 1155 nucleotides long. The record is from RefSeq and is a predicted model, not a curated record. NCBI's taxonomy places the organism in Eukaryota, Metazoa, Chordata, Mammalia, Rodentia, Muridae.
CUGCGUAGUGGCACCUUGUCUCAAAGAAAAGGCCACACCCCUACCUCUGCUUAUCAGAGAAGUGUUACAUGGAUGCUCCAAGCUUUCUCCCACAUCACUCCAGAAAGAGGGCCUGUCCUUAAGGACCCCAGAAUCGUCCCCAUUCCAGGUCUCCUUUGAUGUUCAGGAGACCAGAUAUACCGUCUUCCCUCCUUUAAGAUGCCAAUCUCCAGCCCGCCCUGAUUCCCCUUUCACUUCACCUGAGGCUACUACAGCUGGAGACCGGGUUGAACUGUCUCUUUAAGGGAGGAAUGGAGUGGGGGCGUCCCUCGCCUCAGGGAGACCUGACUUGUGCCUGCCUGCCCAGGUUUGCUCAGGGCGUGGCGGUGUGGAUAAAGGCUGCCCUGGCUUGGGAGUCCAUACUCUGCUUUCUCCCGGAACCUCGAAGCCUGUUGAGCUACUCAGCCAGUGAGCUUCAGGUUCACCGCCAGCCUUCCUGUGUGUACCCUGGGCUGUGCUCCCGGAGAGCAAGCAGCAGGUGGGACAGAAGUACAAAGCUUUACAUCCUGGGUGCCCUGCUAAGGUUGGCCUGUUCUCUGGACUCCUCAGGUCAACGCUGACAUGCAAGAGUUUGCUCUGAGCCUGUUGGUCCUUCUAGCAGGCCUGCCUACUUUGGAUGCCAAUGACCCUGAAGAUAAAGAUAGCCCUUUCUACUAUGAUUGGCACAGCCUCCGAGUCGGCGGGCUCAUCUGUGCAGGGAUUCUCUGUGCCCUGGGCAUUAUAGUUCUCAUGAGUGGCAAGUGCAAAUGCAAGUUCAGCCAGAAACCCAGCCACCGUCCAGGAGAUGGGCCACCCCUCAUCACACCAGGUAUGACACAGGAUGAUUGGGGGUGACACGUGGGGGUAAUGGUCACUAGUGGAAGCUGGAGUGGGAGCGUGCCUGAGUCAGGGAGAAGGAAAGGGGAGAUGCUUGCAAACUGACUCCAUUCCCUCUACCAGGCUCUGCUCACAACUGCUGAGGAUGGAUCAGUUAAAAAAGUGCAGGUCCUGUCUCUGGAGAUGGGCUUGAACUCCAAGAUGUCUGGGCUCCUCCUCUCCUGACACUGCCUUCCCCGAGCCUCAUCUCAUGGUAGCAGGUUCUUUGUUCAGUUGUUAAUAUAAAAUGAUUUUACGUCA